AUGAACCAGUCAGCCAGACCAUCUCAAUCCUCUCAAGGAAGCAGCAACUUACCCACUCAGCCUACUGCUCCACCCACUGCCACUCUGCCUACAGCACCUUGUAUUCCCUUCCUUUGCUAUGAAUGCGGAAAAACUGGUCAUGGAAUCAAUGAAUGUGCAGAUAUGCUUGACUUACUGUCAAAAGGAAUUGGCAAGAAGAAUGACACUGGUUGCUUUGUCAUGUCUAAUGGGUCUAGAAUCAUGCAAUCAAGAGAGGAACCCAUAGCAACUGCUGUACAUUGCACUAUCCCCAAGUCUAACCUCCUCACCACCACUUCUUUUAUGUUCAUUGCUGAAGUAGCUGACUCUGAUUCUGAUUCAGAUAAAAAGCAUGUUUAUAUAGUGGAUCAUCCAGACAGAGUGUCUAAGGAGAAGUGCAAGCAAAUCUUUGAUGGUGUCUACAUUCCUCCUAGGCCAGAUUGGGCCAAAGCUAUAAAAAAAAAGAAGAAAGAAGAAGAGAAGCCUGUUGUUCCAACCAUAGCACCUGCUCCAUCAAAGCCACACAUCUUUGAUAUUGCACAGCCUAUCUUUGAUCCCACUAAUGACAAUGUAAUUAUGGAAGAUACUUCUCAGACCGCCAAGAAGAAUCCCCCUGCCAAUAAAUAG
This is a messenger RNA of Serpula lacrymans var. lacrymans S7.9, 645 nucleotides long. RefSeq lists its product as uncharacterized. The record is from RefSeq and is a predicted model, not a curated record. The transcript has a single exon. Lineage: Eukaryota; Fungi; Basidiomycota; Agaricomycetes; Boletales; Serpulaceae. Gene Ontology annotation, molecular function: zinc ion binding; nucleic acid binding. Bases 1 to 645 code for a protein of 214 amino acids.